UAGUGCUUCAUUGAAGAGCUCUUAGUGGACAUUCCCUGACAAUUUUUAUUGAUCUUGUGGGAACUAUUUUGUUUUGGGAAAUGAUCAUCUUAAUCCUAUUAUCAUGUUUUACCAUAAUGGGAUCUGCAGUACCAACACCUCCAAACGUCUUUCCCCACCUGAUUUCACACGGAGGAACCACUCAAGCUCAAAGAUUUGUUGAAGCCACAAACCAGCUACCUGACGCUCAGACUCCGGCCCCGCUUUCCCCUUAUGUGGAGCAAUCGCAUGCUGGGGUCCCCCAGCAGCCAGGUCCCCAGGGCGGCCCCCAGUUUUGGCCUCCCACUCAACACUACACCUGGCCUCCACUUGGGGGAAGUCCAAUGAUCGUCCCGGUGCAGCCAAAUGUCUUCGGAUCUCAGCCUGCUAACCAGCCGACACUCCCACAGCAACCUCUGAUUUUUCCACCUUAUACAUACUUCCCUUUUUUCUCAUCUCCCUACAGGAAUCAACUGUAUUCCCCGUAUGGAUUCCCGAUGAUUCUUGAUUCACCUCCUCCACAAACUCCAGCAAAUCAACCUCCGAACAGUCCGACAUUGCCUGCAGAAACACCCCCUGGAGCUGCUCCCUCAGGAGAUGCUCUUCAGCUAGUGCAGCAACAACAACAACAACAGAAUCCCCAAAUUGUUCUCUUGCUGCAGCAACCCAAGAGCUCUCUACUUGGCAGUCUUAGCUCAGAGGAACUCCAGAUGGCAGCUGAACUGGGCCAGCUGAGUGUGUACCUGAGCACCAUGCUCACAAACUCGCAUGCAGGAGCCGUUCAGUCUGUGAGCCAGGCCGCUGGGCUCGUAAACCAAGAGCAGCAAGGCGUCGUGCCAACUGUGGGGACUUCCUCAAUCCCACAGACACCGGGGCCGGCCAGCUCUGGACCACAGCCCAACGCUAACAGGGACCCUGCAGGUUUGGAGAGACCAGUGCAGGAGGCAGCCACGGUCCAAACACCUGUUCAACCCACACAACCAAACCUUGUCUGAGACUGCAUCCACUGGAAGAGAUGACUCAUAACAUACUGAGAUUUUUUCUUUUUCUUUUUAAUAAUUAUAAUAAUAAACCUAAAUUGUUUCAACCUUUUCAAAUAAUGUGCUUGUUUUCAUUUCAUUUUUCAUUUUCAUAGUUUAAAAUCUUAAACCUGCAUUAACUUAUAUUUUAGGUCACUUGUCAGCGCUAAAAACAAGCUGUGAACACAACAUUGACAUUAUCAGCCCUUAAGUUGAUAUGGUGAACAUGUUACAAACCCAGCAGACACAGAGUGACAAUAACAUUCAUGUAGACUCAUGUUUGUGUCCACCUCAUCAAUAAAAUCUCAAUAAUCACUCUC
Messenger RNA from Sebastes umbrosus (honeycomb rockfish), 1357 nucleotides. RefSeq names its product MAGE-like protein 2. Lineage: Eukaryota; Metazoa; Chordata; Actinopteri; Perciformes; Sebastidae. The transcript has 7 exons. The coding region runs from base 81 to 1013 and encodes 310 amino acids. The record is from RefSeq and is a predicted model, not a curated record.